Messenger RNA from Lacerta agilis (Sand lizard), 1976 nucleotides. It is a transcript of the gene RABEP2, whose product is annotated as rabaptin, RAB GTPase binding effector protein 2. The transcript is spliced from 12 exons. NCBI's taxonomy places the organism in Eukaryota, Metazoa, Chordata, Lepidosauria, Squamata, Lacertidae. Gene Ontology annotation, molecular function: growth factor activity; GTPase activator activity. Gene Ontology annotation, cellular component: intracellular membrane-bounded organelle. The coding region runs from base 257 to 1729 and encodes 490 amino acids. Gene Ontology annotation, biological process: endocytosis. The record is from RefSeq and is a predicted model, not a curated record.
UGCCAGGAGCGGUGAAAGCACCAUUUCGGCAGCCGCUGUGCCAUCUUCAGCUUCAAGUCUCUUCAGAAUCCCUCAGGAAAUGUCCGACAGAGAGGGAAGAUGAAUAAGUAGCCAUCUCUGUUGGCUCCGCUGGGAUAUUUUCGUCCAUGUCUAGCAGCAUACAAUAGAUUUUUGUGCAUUCCUGUGUUUUUACUCGGCUGUUUCCGGGCUCCGCCCAGCCUUCGGGGAACCCGAAGCAGCGACAGCAACAGCCAGGAUGGAAGAACCUCAGCAGGUAAAGGAUGUGGGUGCCCCUCCAGGCCUGAACCUCCCCCGAGAUCCAGAACCCCAAAAGACCAUCCAGAUACUGCAAGCCCAGCUGUCGGCUGCGUUGGCCGAAGUGGAGACCGUCCGAGCUGUGGCUGCCGUGAGCGAAGGCACAAAACAUGAGGCCGUGGACGCUGUCCGGCGCCGGUGCCAGGAGGAAGUGGCUUCCCUGCAGGCCAUCUUGAAAGACACCAUCUCCAGCUACGAGGCUCGUCUGUCAGCUUUGGAGCGCGACGGUCGGGAAAAUACCUGGAGCCGCUUGCCGCCAAGGCCCAACCCCCUGGACUCGUUGGAGAAGCAGAUGGAAAAGGCGCAAGAGGACACUCUGCGGCUCCGGGCGAUAGUUCUCCCCAUGGAGCAGGAAAUUGCUGAGCUGAAAGCAAAGCUGGCACAUGCCGAGGGCCUGGUUCAAGAGCUGCAGGGUGAGCAGCGUUCUUUAUGUAGCUCUGCUGAAUCCCUCCUCGCUGACCCUGAGGCCGUGCCCUCUGAUGCCCUUGGAGACGACCCUGCCACUUUGGCGGAAGGAGGAGGAGUGGCGGAGAAAUUUGCCCGCAGCCUGGACAGCGUUUCCAUCGCCUCUUUCUCGUCAUUGGCACCGAGUCCGGGGCCUGCCGUCCGGCGCAGGCGUCCCCCUAGCCCUGGGACGGCCUCCAUCGCUUCCUCCACAGGGACCCUGGUGCCCGAGACCAUCUACUUACCGCCGGCCGGGUACCAGCUGGUGCCUGAGUCGGAGUGGACGCAGCUUCACACACAGGUGCGGCAACAGUGCGAAGCCCUGGAAGAGGGGGCACGGGAAAAGGCCGGACUGCAGGAGGCACUGAGGCGCAGCAAUGAGGAAUGCAGCAAGCAGGUCCAGGUUCUUCUGACUCAGGUGCAGACUUCAGAGCGCCUCCUCCAAGGCCUCCAAGCUACAGUGAGCGAAACCCAGCGCCAAACUCAGGAGCAAAUGGCUGGCCUGGCUGCUUCCCACAAGCGCCUGAGCUACGAAGUGCAGCGCCUCAGUGCUGAGAAUGAAGGGCUGCGGGGGGCCAGUUUUCAGGAUUCCCACCCACCGGAAUCUGAUGAGAGCAGGAGCUUGCCUAGCACUGUCCCGGAGCUGCAGGCCUUGGUGCGCCAACUGAGGCAAGAGUCUGCCUCUCAGCUCCGGGCUGCUGAGCACCAGGCCGAGCGCCUGCGAAUCGAGAUUGUGUCCCUGAGGGAGCGGCUGGACCAGGAGACGGCAUCUCGGUCAGGACUGCAAGGGGCGCUGGAGAGAGAGCAAGAAGAACGAGAGCUUUUGCAGGCCUCCCUGAACAGUAUCCGGACUGAGAUGGAGAGGCUGCAGCAAGGGCAGAAAGAGAUUAGCAGAACCCAGGGACGUGUGCAAUCUGAUGUUCCCUCUCUGGGAGAAGCCAGCGGCCUUCAGGAUAGGUCAGAGCCUUAGAAGGAGGAUAGGGGAGGUCACAUCUGCCCUUCUUCACCUUCUUGGCACAAUGGGAACCUCAGGGAAACCUGCCAGGCACCAAAGGGGUCAUCUCUGUCCUCCGGAGCUCUUCCAGGUCCCCUCUCUACAUGGGCAGGAGAGCAAGAACUCUGGAGGGAGGGUGGCUGGAACCUCCCAUUCUUACUCCCCUUCCCACCGAAUGACACUGGAGCUUCCAGAACACAAUAAAUGAAUUUUUUGUACCUUC